This is a messenger RNA of Clonostachys rhizophaga, 690 nucleotides long. Lineage: Eukaryota; Fungi; Ascomycota; Sordariomycetes; Hypocreales; Bionectriaceae. The record is from the annotation of a GenBank genome assembly.
AUGUCUCAACACGCAUUAUCUGACCAGCAGGUCAACAAUGAGCUCAGCAAGAUGACUGCAUUCAUCAGGCAGGAGGCUAUGGAGAAGGCCCGUGAGAUUGAGAUCAAGGCCAAUGAGGAGUUCGAGAUCGAGAAGUCCAAGCUCGUCCGCCAGGAGACCGACGCCAUCGAUACGCAGUACGAGAAGAAGUUCAAGCAGGCAACCAUGUCGCAGCAGAUCACACGCUCCACCGUCUCGAACCAAACCCGUCUCAAAGUUCUAGGAGCCCGCCAAGAGCUCCUCAACAGCAUAUUCGACGAGGCCCAGAAGAAGCUUGUUGAAGGUGCCAAGGAUAAGACCAAGUACCAGAAGACGCUCCGUGGGCUCAUCUUGGAGGGCUUCUACGCACUGCAUGAACCAGAGCUCCAGGUUCGCGCGAAAAAGGCAGAUUUCGACGUCGUGAAGAAGGCAAUCGCCGAAGCCGAGAAGGACUACAAGAAGGAGGUUGGCAAGGAUAUCAAGGGUACAAUUGACGAGUCGCAGCCCCUUGCUGAAGGCCUGGCCGGCGGCGUGGUUAUUGUAGGUGGCAAUGGAAAGAUUGAUGUUAACAACACUUUUGAGGCUCGACUGGAACUUCUUCAGGACUCUGCCGCCCCCGCUGUGCGGGAGGCGCUGUUUGGAAAGAAUCCUAACCGCAAAUUCUUCGACUAA